UGGCCUACCUCUUUUCCGCUUCCUUUAAGAAUUCCAAGUUACCCCUUGCCUCAUGAUGCAGUUUGGUGAUUUCUGUAACUUAUAUCCUAUCCAUUUCCAUCGUUUUUUCCGAAAUUUCCUCUUCAGCUGGAAGUUGGUUUGUUCUCUCCCACAGAAGGCUAUUGCUGAUGGUAUCCGGCCAAUGGAUGUCGAGUAUCUUGCGUAGACAGCUAUUUAUAAAUACUUGUACUUUCUUGAUGAUGGUUGUUGUAGUUCUCCAAAUUUCAGCUCCAUACAGUUGUUCGUAUUGAAUAUUCUCACUUUGAUGUUGGUCGACAGUUGUUUUGAGUUCCAUAUGUUGUUCAAUUGUAGGAAUGUGACCCUUGCUUUGCCGAUCCUCGCCUUAACGUCUGCAUCCGAACCUCCUUGUUCAUCGAUGAUGCUUCCUAGGUAUGUGAAGGGCUCUACAUCUUCCAGAGUUUCGCCAUCAAGAGUGAUUGGAUUGCUGUUCUUCGUUUUGAAUUUGAGGACCUUGGUUUUCCCCUUGUGUAUGCUGAGGCCUACUGAUGCAGAGACUGCUGCUACACUGGCUGUCUUUGUCUGCAUCUGUUCGUGUGUACGUGAUUACUUUUUAAUAAUCAUAAAUUAUUAGUAUAGGGUUGUGGAGAUUGAGAUCAUGAAUGAAUCUAUGUUAG
This is a messenger RNA of Schistosoma intercalatum, 674 nucleotides long. Lineage: Eukaryota; Metazoa; Platyhelminthes; Trematoda; Strigeidida; Schistosomatidae. The record is from the annotation of a GenBank genome assembly.